Molecule: messenger RNA, 3625 nt
Organism: Platichthys flesus (European flounder)
Lineage: Eukaryota; Metazoa; Chordata; Actinopteri; Pleuronectiformes; Pleuronectidae
Gene: mcm8
Product: minichromosome maintenance 8 homologous recombination repair factor
Exons: 22
Coding region: 114-2642 (842 amino acids)
Biological process (GO): double-strand break repair via homologous recombination
Cellular component (GO): MCM complex; nucleus
Molecular function (GO): single-stranded DNA helicase activity; single-stranded DNA binding; ATP hydrolysis activity
Source: RefSeq, a predicted model, not a curated record
AACUUUAACAGAUGUAAACAAACAUCCUCGUGUCAUUGACACGACAUUUUAAUAACUUUAUUCUUCAUUUUAAUCAAAGAGCUUUUCACUGGAGAUUAAAUAAAAGGAGAACAAUGAGUGGAGAGGGAUCCAGUAAAGGAUCGUGGAGGGGUGGUGGAGGGGGAUGGAGAGGAGGAGGAGGAGGAAGAUGGAGGGGAGGAGGAGGAGGAUGGAGGAGUAGACCAUGGAGAGGAGGAUCAGGGGGAGCAAGAGGUUCAGGAGGAGGGUGGAGAGGAGGAGGAUCAGGGAGCAACACCCUCAGCGCUCAGAGAGCUCUUUGUCAGACCACUCUAGAUGCUCUGUGUCCAUACAAAGGCUGGACACUCUACUUCAUAGAAGGUUUCAUAGAGAGCUCCCCUAGUGUGGCGAAGAUCAAAGUGUUUGAGAAUUAUUUUACUUCCAAGAUUCACCUUUAUGACAAGGAUGAGAUUGAGCGUCAGGGCAGUGUUCUGGUCGAUUACGCCGACUUGAUUGGAGACAAGACUGUGAGUGAAGCAAUUCCUGAUUUGACCACAGAGCUGAAGGAACAACCGGAGCUGAUACUCAACUGUUUGGGGGUGGCCAUCCACCAGGUGUUGGCUGUAGAUCUGGAGAAACAGGCGGCUGAGCUGCAAGGGGAAGAACUUCCUGUUGCUACACCAAUCAUCAACAUCCCUCAUAUAAGCGCAAGGCUGUAUAACUAUGAGCCACUGACUCCGCUGCGGAUGUUGCGUGCCAGUGUGUUUGGACGUCUGGUGUGCGUGAAGGGAACAGUGGUCAGAGUUAGUAACAUCAGACCUCUCUGCACCAGGAUGGCGUUCAGGUGUCAGAGCUGCAGGCAAACCAUGUCCCUGCCACUGCAGCACGGGAAAUACGCUACACCCACCAAAUGUAUCCAGCCGGACUGUCGCAGUCGUUCCUUCAUCCCAAGCAGGAGUUCUCCUCUUACACACACUGUAGACUGGCAGAUCAUCAAGGUGCAGGAGUUGAUGAGUGGAGAGCAAAGGGAGACCGGACGAAUCCCGCGUACCGUCGAGUGUCACCUGACCUCCGACCUCUGUGACAGCUGCGUCCCUGGAGACGCCAUUACUGUGGCCGGGAUAGUUCGAGUUACCAACGAUGGUAGUUCCCGGGGGAAUAAGGAUCAGUGUAUGUUCCUCCUCUACCUCGAAGCCACUUCAGUCAGUAAUACUAAAGGUCGUCAGUCCAAGUCGGGCCAGGGAUCCAGAGGGUCGCUUGAAGAUCAUUCUGCAGGGGAUGAGUUCACCCUGAAGGAGCUGUACGCCAUCCAGGAGAUCCAGUCGCAGCCGCACCUGCUCAGACUCAUCGUGCACUCUUUGUGUCCUGUCAUCUACGGCCAUCUCCUGGUGAAAGCUGCCCUGUCCUUGACGUUGUUCGGCGGCAGACAGAAACGCACAGACAAGAACAGUGUUCCAGUUCGAGGAGACCCACACAUCCUGAUGGUGGGAGACCCUGGACUGGGAAAGAGUCAGAUGUUACAGGCCGUGUGUAAUGUGGCUCCCAGGGGAAUUUACGUUUGUGGCAACAGUACCAGCACCACAGGCUUAACCGUGAGUUUAUCCCGAGAUUCAGGAACAGGGGAUUGGGCUUUGGAGGCUGGAGCCUUGGUGCUGGCUGACCAAGGUCUAUGCUGCAUUGAUGAGUUUGAUAAGUUGGGUCACCAGCAGCAUGCUCUCUUGGAGGCCAUGGAGCAGCAGUCUGUCAGUCUGGCGAAGGCUGGAAUAGUUUCCUCCCUUCCGGCCAGAACGUCAGUUGUAGCUGCAGCGAACCCAGUCGGAGGACAUUACAACAGAGGCAAGACUGUCUCUGAAAAUCUGAAAUUGGGCUCAGCUAUCCUCUCUCGCUUCGACGUAGUCUUCCUCCUGCUGGAUAUCCCAGACGAGUCACAUGACCGGCGCCUGUCGGAGCACGUCAUGGCAAAUCGAGCCGGAAAAGGCCGAACCAGCAGUGCCACAGUCACCAGGGCCGACAGCGGGCUGAACACCUCCAUCCUCCUGGAACACUCAGACAUGCCCCUGUCUGAACGUCUGCAGAUCCCUGCAGGUGAAACUGUGGACCCCAUUCCAGUCUGCCUGUUAAGGAAGUACAUCAGCUAUGCUCGUCAGUACGUCCGUCCGGUAAUCUCUCCUGAGGCAGCAAAAGUAAUCCAGGUGUUCUACCUGUCACUGAGAGCUCAGGCUCACACUGCGGACACUACGCCCAUCACCACACGACAGCUGGAGUCUUUAAUCAGAUUAACUGAGGCAAGAGCCAGGUUGGACCUCAGAGAGACGGCUUCCCAGAGUGAUGCUGAGGAUGUGGUGGAGAUCAUGAAACACAGUAUGGCUGAUACAUAUUCAGACGGUCUGGGCAAUCUGGACUUUGAGCGAUCUCAACUGGGGUCGGGCAUGAGUCAGCGCAGCGUGGCAAAGCGUCUGAUCAAUGCUCUGCACGCUCACUCACAGAGGACCGGUCAGAAGCAGUUCGAGAUGCACAUGCUCCGAAGUGUGGCCGACAAACUGAACAUCAAGGUGCUGGACUUUGAAGGUCUGGUGAGUUCCCUGAAUGAACAAGGGUUCCUGCUGAAGAAAGGAGCCAAACUGUACCAGCUGCAGACGGUCUGAUCCCUGACCAGUAUACCAGAGAGCCAGAGUACCUGGUCCACCCUGCAGUCCCACUACAAGGCCUGUGCCGGGGAUCAUUGAAGACGACUCUCUCUGUAGAAAAGGAAAAACAAACAAUGGGAAAUCUGUUGCUGAGAUUUCUUUGAACACAGAAAGCUUUAAAGUAAACACCUGGUUGACAGAUUGUACUUGAGGGUUUUGGUUUGACUGCAUCAAGUAUCACAGUCUCAUUUAUCCUGAUAGACAGGUACACAGAGCUUGUUCUUAAUUUUCUAAUAUUUCCAAUGUGAGGUCAUUUGUAUGAGGGAAAUUCAGGGGAUUAUUUAAUUGUUGAGAGUGUAAUACAUGUUUUCCACACAGCUGACUUUUUGUAUACAGUUGUAAUAUACUAUUUAUAUGUCGCUGUUAUUUUUAUAUAUGACUAUAUUGUAUGUUGUUGCAUAUACUUUUACGUUUUCAGUAGCUUUCUAUAGAUCAAUAUCGUUUGGAACAGGUUCUUCCAGUUUAGUAGCUUAACCUGCCGGUUGUUUCUCAUCCAGCACAAACACUGGACAAUGGCAGAGUAUGUUUUUCACAUGACUUCUCAGCAGCAGUGAUUUAAAACAGGAAGUUACAGACAAUGUGAAUAUUACUUACUCUACUCAAACUUCACACCUGCUCUGACGUGCAGAUAAACUGUAUUUACAAAUAUUCAAAGUAUUCAACGGACAUUUUGAUUCUGUCUCAAGAAGUAUUUCUGGUAAUCUAAAAAAAUGCACAUGUACAAAACUUGCGUCAUAGUUUCUCUGACUCUGUAUCUUCUGAUUACAUUCUGUAUGAUAUGCACUUUAUAUGUUCACACCAAACAUUCAGGUAAUGAAUACGUUUGUUUCUAAAUAAAUAACAGCUUUGUUUUGUUUUUUCACAAUAUUACAACAAUGUAUUUGGUGGUGGUUUAAAAAGUUUAUUCAACCAACUUAAUAAAAUUACAACAAAACAUGAAA